Messenger RNA from Poecilia latipinna (sailfin molly), 3965 nucleotides. RefSeq names its product excision repair cross-complementation group 6-like (gene ercc6l). The transcript has 4 exons. Gene Ontology annotation, molecular function: protein binding; DNA translocase activity; ATP binding. NCBI's taxonomy places the organism in Eukaryota, Metazoa, Chordata, Actinopteri, Cyprinodontiformes, Poeciliidae. The record is from RefSeq and is a predicted model, not a curated record. The coding region runs from base 217 to 3720 and encodes 1167 amino acids.
UUUUUUUUUAAGCCAUAUCUCCUUUCUGAUUGGACAACGUGAGUUCUGCGUCACGACAGCGUGCUCUCUGGUUGGCUGCAUUGAAUCGGCGGGGGGAAGAGUCUCUGCUUCAAAUAUGAAAACAUCAAAUCUCUCAUUCAGGAAGUUUCUUUGAGGAGGCAGCUGCUGAUUUGACGUUAAAGAAACAAUAAAGUAGAUUUUAAUUUGUAUGAAAACAUGAACACGGAGGGCUGUAAGGGUGACGCGGAGGUGUCGGAGGUUUCUGACAGGCUGGAGAAAUCUUUGUGUAUGGAGGACCAGAUGGAAACAUACAGCAGGUUGAUUUCAGACGGCAAAGCUGUUGCCAAACAAGGAGACAUUCAGCAAGCUCUGAAGCUGUUCAAACAGGCGUUCAGCAUUCACCAAACUCCCAAACUGGAGAGCAGAAUAAAGAAGAUCGAAGAACUCCUGGCCGAGAAUGACUUGGAGGAUGAAGACGACGAGUUUGUCAAUGUGAACAACAGCGGCUUAAUGCUGUUUAAAGAGCUGCAUGACAGGCUGUACGACUAUCAGAGAGUCGGAGUUUCCUUCCUGUACGGCCUCUACAGGGACGGCCGAAGAGGAGGAGUUCUGGCGGACGACAUGGGACUCGGGAAGACCAUCCAGAUCAUCUCCUUCCUCUCUGGCAUGUACGACAACGACCUGAUAAAACACACUCUGCUGGUCAUGCCAACCUCUCUCAUCACAAACUGGGUCAAGGAGUUCAGCAAAUGGACUCCAGGAAUGAGGGUGAAGGAUUUCCACGGUGCCAGUAAAGCAGAGAGGACCAGGAGUUUGGAGAAAGUUCAGAGGCGAGGAGGAGUGAUCAUCACCACCUACACCAUGCUGAUGAACAACUGGCAGCAGCUGGCCUCAUUUCAGGGAAAGGAGUUCUGCUGGGACUACAUGAUCCUGGAUGAAGCACACAAGAUUAAAAACUCUUCCACCAAAACAGCCAAAAGUGCCUACGCCAUUCCCUCCAAGAACAGGAUUCUCCUGACGGGAACGCCGGUCCAGAACAACCUCAGGGAAAUGUGGACCCUCUUUGACUUUGCCUGUCAGGGAACUCUCCUGGGAACAGCCAAGACUUUCAAAACAGAGUAUGAGAACCCCAUCACCCGCGCCAGGGAGAAGGAUGCUACUCCUGGGGAAAAAGCUCUCGGCUCCAGGAUGUCCGAGAACCUCAUGACUCUGAUCAAGCCCUACUUCCUUCGUAGAACAAAAUCAGAAGUGCAAAAGAAGAAGACUGGUGGAAAAGAGGCAAACUCAGAACCUGGUAACCACCAAAACCCUCAGCCAACCUCUGGGGCAGUCAUGCCCAAGCUCACUCGAAAGAAUGACCUGAUCGUCUGGACUUACCUGAGUGCCAUUCAGGAGGACAUUUACAGACAGUUCAUCAGUUUGGACCACAUCAAGGAGCUGCUGAUGACCACCAAAUCACCUCUGGCUGAAUUAAACAUCCUGAAGAAGUUGUGUGACCAUCCCAGACUGUUGUCUGCCAAUGCUACUGCACAGUUAGGGCUGGAUCAAAAUCCUGAAGGGGAAAACGAUGAGACUGAUGUUAAGAGUAUCGCAAACGUUUCAGAUGAAACUUUAAUAUCAGAAUCUGGAAAGCUUGUCUUUCUUUUGGCUCUUCUAGAGCGUCUGAGAGAGGAAGGCCACCGAACGCUGGUCUUUGCUCACUACAGGACAGUCCUCGACAUCCUCCAACGGAUCCUUGGCAACAGAGGGUUCAAACUGCUGAGACUGGAUGGAACCAUCACGCAGAUCACAGAACGAGAAAAACUGAUCUCUCGGUUUCAAACAGACAAACGUUACUCCGUGUUUCUCCUCACCACUCAGGUUGGAGGAGUGGGCAUCACCCUGACAGCAGCAAACAGAGUAGUCAUCUACGAUCCGAGCUGGAACCCUGCUACAGACGCUCAGGCUGUCGACAGAGCGUACCGCAUUGGCCAGACAGAAAACGUAGUGAUCUACAGACUGAUAACCUGUGGAACGGUGGAGGAGAAGAUCUACAGGCGGCAGGUUUUCAAAGACUCCCUGAUCCGGCAGAACACCGGAGACACAAAGAACCCGUUCAGGUACUUCAGCAGACAAGAACUGAAGGAGCUCUUCACCCUGGAGGACCCAAGGUCUUCCAGCACCCAACUUCAGCUGCAGGAUCUGCACUCCAGACAACGACGGACUGACCCAGCUCUAGAUGAGCACAUCGCUCAACUGCAUGCUAUGCACAUGUUUGGGAUUUCAGACCACGACCUCAUGUUUUCUCUUGAUGUGAACCAUGAUGAGGACCCUGAAGACCAGGAGGCAUGCCACUACAUCGAAGGGCGGGUCCAGAAGGCUCAGGAGCUGAUGAAGGCAGAGUCUGAGCUGCAGAUGCAGCUGGCGGCGAGCAUGGCGUCCAGCACAGAACCAGCCUGGCUGAGACAGACGCCGGACAACACCAGGCGCCGGUCCAACGAGAAGAAACCAAGGAACCCAAUGCCAGGACUUCCUCUUCCACUUCCUGACCCCAAAGUGUCUCUGGAGGUGGUGGAUAUGGACCGGUCCGGUUCUGGAGGAAAGCAACCCCAUAAGGAGUCCAGCAAUGAAGUCAUUGAUCUGUCUGGAGAUGCUUCUGCAGAACCAAUAGGCAGCUCUUCUGGACCGGACGCCAGUCUGAUUGAGAUGACGGCAGACGAGAAGCCCGUCAGGCCGACCAGAACCUCUGAGACCGACCAGCAGAACCACAGCGACUCGGACCUUCAGCAGUAUGACGCCUCCAGACUGAGUGCCGGGCUCGAGUCUUCUCACGGAAACUUCAACCUGGAGCUGGAGGACAGCGACGAAGACGAGGGUCUGGACGCUGCCGACACCGAGGAAGAGGAGCAGAAACUUCUGACUGAGCUUCAGCUCAACGGCAGCUUCAGCGUCCAAAAGUCCCUGACGGAGAGUCUCUGUAGACGGACCGGCGUCUCGGAUCUGGACCAGUCCGCCAACGGGACCGCCAACGAGUCCGCCAACGAGUCCGCCAACGAGUCCAUCGUGGGCACCAAGAGGAAGAGGGCAGCAGUGAUUUAUGACAGUGAUGAAGAGGAGCAGCAGCUCAUCGGCUCCUUCCAGGUGCUCGGAUCGUCCACACCCAAAAUGUCUCCACCCAGGUCCAGACGGAGCGUCACAGGAAACACGUCUGUGGUCUCCAAUCGCUCCCGGCUCCAGCUUGUCAUCCAGGACUCAGACGAGAACGAGAGCGAUGAAGAGGAAGCAGAGAAGGUGCUGGGGAUGAACUCUGAGCAGGAAGAGACGGCUGGAGAGACUCUGCAUACAGAGGAAGAGGAUGAUGAUGAUGAAGAGGAAGAGGCGUCGGAUCAGUUCUCUUCAGCGGGCGGCGACAGCAUGGCGGGUUCUGCUCAAGAUGAGCCUCGGCCGGAGGAGGAGCGGAGUUGCCAUGGUAACGGAGCAUCGCCCGAGCGCCUGAGCCUGGAGGAGUCGAGCAUCGAGGCAGAACUGGCCUCCGGCGAGCAGAUGGACCGCUGCGCCGCGUCUGGCGCCAACCCGGACAGCUACGAGUCUCUGGUCCGCAGCGGGAAGGAGAGGAUCAGCCAGAACCGACCCGACGACGCGCUGGACUUCUUCCUCAGAGCCAUCGACCUCCGACCUGGCGACCCUGAGGUCCAGCUCAUCACCAUCCAGCUGUACCGGCAGCUCAGCCACAGGCGGUAGCAGCAGAACCGCCCAGCGACCCGGAACCAGCCGGAAGCCGGCUGGUUCCGGUAGAUGGACUCUGAUCGGCCUCUCAUGCCCCAGGGGUCGGAUGUUUCUCUCCGGUUCUGGUGUUAGAAACGAUCCUGGACAUUUUCUUCUGUCAUCAUGAGAAAUCUCUGCAAGCUGAAAUCGUUUCUACCGAACAGAAAACAGUUUUACGGUUUAAAUGUAAAAACAUUAAAUAAAGUUGUGACUAAACAAAA